GGAAGAGGAGGAGCCCGAGAGCCGGGGCCCUGCACACAGCCCAGCGUCUGCUCGCUGUCAACACCACGCUCCCUCGGCGCCCUGUGCCAUGGAUAUAAUAUUUGGCAGAAAUAAGAAAGAACAGCCGGAGCCUGUGAGGGCCAAAGUGACAGGCAAGAUUCCAGCAUGGCUUCAGGGAACCCUACUGCGGAAUGGGCCUGGAAUGCACACAGUGGGGGAAACCAGGUACAACCACUGGUUUGACGGCCUGGCCUUGCUCCACAGCUUCACCAUCAGAGACGGUGAAGUCUAUUAUAGGAGCAAAUACCUGAGAAGCGACACCUACAAAGCCAACAUCGAGGCCAACAGGAUCGUGGUGUCAGAGUUUGGAACGAUGGCCUAUCCGGACCCCUGCAAAAACAUAUUCUCCAAGGCUUUCUCCUACUUGUCCCACACCCUCCCGGAUUUCACAGACAACUGCCUGAUUAACAUCAUGAAGUGUGGAGAAGACUUCUUUGCGACCACGGAGACCAAUUACAUCAGGAGAAUCAACCCACAGACUCUGGAAACGCUGGAGAAGGUUGAUUAUCAUAAAUACGUGGCUGUAAAUCUGGCAACAUCACAUCCUCAUUACGAUGCGGCUGGAAAUGUCCUCAACAUGGGCACAUCCAUCAUGGACAAGAGGAAGACGAGAUAUGUGAUGUUCAAGAUCCCUGCCACAGUGCCAGAGGGCAGGAGCCCCCUGAAGCAUGCGGAGGUGUUCUGCUCCGUCGCCUCCCGCUCGCUGCUCUCCCCGAGCUAUUACCACAGCUUCGGCGUCACCGAGAACUGCAUCAUUUUCCUCGAGCAGCCUUUCAAGCUGGACAUCCUGAAGAUGCUGACUGCCUACUUCCGAGGGGUGAGCUGGGCCUCCUGCAUGACUUUCCACAAGGAGGACAAGACUUACAUCCACAUCGUCGACCAGAGGACUAGGAAGCCCUUGCCCAUCAAGUUCUACACGGACCCCAUGGUGGUCUUCCACCACGUCAAUGCCUACGAGGAGGACGGCUGCCUCCUGUUUGAUGUCAUCGCCUAUGAGGACAGCAGCCUCUACCAGCUCUUCUAUUUGGCCAACCUGAACCAGGACUUUGAAGAGAACUCCAGGCUCACCUCCAUCCCCACCCUCAAGAGGUUCGCUGUGCCCCUGCAUGUGGACAAGAAUGCAGAUGUGGGCUCAAAUUUAAUCAAAGUGGCAUCCACCACAGCAAGAGCCCUGAAGGAAAAAGAUGACCAAGUCUACUGCCAGCCGGAGGUGCUUUACGAAGGCUUAGAGCUGCCCCGGAUCAAUUAUGCUCACAACGGGAGGCCAUACCGAUAUGUCUUUGCUGCUGAAGUUCAGUGGAGUCCCAUCCCAACCAAGAUACUGAAAUAUGACGUUCUCACAAAGGCGUCCCUAAAAUGGGGAGAGGAGCACUGCUGGCCGGCGGAACCCCUAUUUGUGCCCAUGCCAGGUGCCAAGGACGAGGACGAUGGAAUUAUCUUAUCAGCUAUUGUCUCUACGGAUCCCCAAAAGCCACCUUUUCUGCUUAUCCUGGAUGCCAAAACUUUUACAGAACUGGCUCGCGCAUCCGUUGAUGUUGAGAUGCACCUGGAUCUCCAUGGGUUAUUCAUCCCGGACACAGACUGGGAUGCAAGGAAGCAGGUCCCUUCCCGGGAAGAGCGGGACCAGGCUUCAAAUGGCCCUGGGGCCCCACAGACCUGAGGAUGUUGAGGCCUGGGCCCCGGGAAGCACAUGCCCCCUGGCUGGCUCCCACAGACUCCGGCUGGAUUCCUGUCUGGGUGGAGGGGAGGUGCUUCAUUCUGUUCUGUGCUCAAUCUUUCCUUGGUUACUUUG
Messenger RNA from Manis pentadactyla (Chinese pangolin), 1852 nucleotides. RefSeq names its product beta-carotene oxygenase 1 (gene BCO1). Gene Ontology annotation, biological process: carotene catabolic process; retinal metabolic process. Bases 89 to 1720 code for a protein of 543 amino acids. The transcript is spliced from 11 exons. Gene Ontology annotation, molecular function: beta-carotene 15,15'-dioxygenase activity; carotenoid dioxygenase activity. NCBI's taxonomy places the organism in Eukaryota, Metazoa, Chordata, Mammalia, Pholidota, Manidae. The record is from RefSeq and is a predicted model, not a curated record.